Molecule: messenger RNA, 669 nt
Organism: Oppia nitens
Lineage: Eukaryota; Metazoa; Arthropoda; Arachnida; Sarcoptiformes; Oppiidae
Gene: RpL24
Product: 60S ribosomal protein L24-like
Exons: 5
Coding region: 96-560 (154 amino acids)
Biological process (GO): cytoplasmic translation
Cellular component (GO): cytosolic large ribosomal subunit
Molecular function (GO): mRNA binding; structural constituent of ribosome
Source: RefSeq, a predicted model, not a curated record
CAUCAAUGACUGUAUGAAUACAUGUGAUGUCAGACUUUGUUUGGGAUUUCCUUUUCCUUUGUAUGUCUGUCUAAACAUUACAAAAGUUACCGAUAAUGAAGAUCGAGGCGUGUUCAUUCAGCGGGUAUAAGAUAUACCCGGGUCAUGGAAAGAGGAUGGUUAAGGCCGACGGAAAGGUGUUCACAUUUUUGAACUCCAAGUGCGAGGCCGCCCAUCUCAUGAAGCGAAACCCGCGUAAAGUCACGUGGACUGUACUUUACCGACGCAAACAUCGAAAAGGUAUCGAAGAGGAUAUCCAGAAGCGACGCACCCGACGAACGACCAAAUUUCAGAGGGCUAUUGUCGGCGCUUCGCUUAACGACAUUCUGGCCAAACGUAAUAUGAAGCCCGAGGUCAGGAAAGCCCAGAGAGAACAGGCUAUUAGAGCGGCUAAAGAGAAACAAAGGGCACAAAAGACUACUAAGAAGCAGAUGCCGACACAAAAGGCGGGUAAAAAGAAACAGGAAAAGGCUGCAAAGGCAGCACCAAAACAGGCGGUCAGAGUGGGAGGCAAACGAUAAAAUGAUUUGAUUGAUGUCAUCAUUUUGUAUCAAUUCUCCGAUUGCUUUGGAUCUAUGUUUUGUUGAAUAAGAUAUCAAAUAAAUUAAUAAUUAAAAUGAUUUGUUUAUU